AUGUUUGAUUUGGAUCAAUUUUGUCACAAUUUGAUGAUUGUAAUUGGUAUAAUUAUGUAUAUAUUUGGUUUAAUUGGAUGUGUUUCAAAUAUAUAUGUGUUUACAAAAUGGUCGUUUUCCACUCGAAAUCCAACCGAUCCUUAUAGAAAAGUUCGACUAAACAACAGUUCAUUAUAUUUAUUAACAACAGCAAUUGCCAAUUUGAUUCUUAUUAUUUAUCCAUUAGCAGUUCGUAUUAUUGUCGAUGGUUUUGGAUAUUUAGUAACAGAUUCCAAUGAAAUUUUUCUUUGUCGUAUACGAUAUUAUAUUCUUCAAACAUCUGUAAUGAUUUCUUUGAUUUGUACAUGUUUAGCAACAUUUGAUCGUUAUUUAAUCACAUCACGAACUGUUCGCUUAAGACAUUUAAGUGCAUCAAGACACUUAACAAAGCAAAUCAUCCUUUUUGUUGUUAUUCUUACUAAUUUACACAGUAUUCCUACUGCGAUCUACUAUAACAGAUCACGAGUCUAUGAUUGUACAAUUUCCUUAUUAAUUUACGCAAAUUAUUAUUUAUAUUUCGUAGUUGUGUUUCUCUAUGGUAUCUUUCCGAUUUGUUUUCUUUCAAUAUUUGGUUCGUUGACGUAUAAAAAUUUGCGAACACUCAAACGAACGGACAACAACGGAAAUUUAAUUCGUGAUAAACAAUUAUCUGAAAUGAUCUUAUUUCAAUGUAUUGCUCUGGUAUUUUCUUAUAUUCCAUAUUGUAUUCAACAGAUUUAUUUUUCGAAAAUUAAUCUAUUAAACGGUCCUCCAACAUCAUUCGAUCUGUUAUUUCGAAUUGUAACAAUUAUCUUAUUUUAUAUCAAUCCAGUAACGAGUUUUUAUAUAUUUUUCAUUUCUAUACCAAAUUUUCGACGACAAAUCAAAAGUAUUGUUUUGUGUCAAGAUCAUCAUGUAGUUAAUCGAAUAUAUCCAUUAACUAUUGUAAAUGAUGGAGGUUAA
Molecule: messenger RNA, 981 nt
Organism: Adineta ricciae
Lineage: Eukaryota; Metazoa; Rotifera; Eurotatoria; Adinetida; Adinetidae
Source: the annotation of a GenBank genome assembly